Messenger RNA from Aspergillus steynii IBT 23096, 649 nucleotides. RefSeq lists its product as uncharacterized. The record is from RefSeq and is a predicted model, not a curated record. Bases 116 to 523 code for a protein of 135 amino acids. NCBI's taxonomy places the organism in Eukaryota, Fungi, Ascomycota, Eurotiomycetes, Eurotiales, Aspergillaceae. The transcript has a single exon.
AUGGGGGGCAACUGCUGAUCAACGAUCGUCUACCGUCCAGUGGCUCUGAUCGGCCCUUGAGGGAGUAAGGUAGUGGAGCGGGACGGUCGACUAGGGAAGCACGACGAUUGACAGGAUGCGGCGGAAUGAAGAAAGGCGAGUGGGAGGAGACGCGAGAGGGGCAUUGAGAGAUCAUCCGUCGGGAGGGUUGAAGAGAAAAGAGUCCAGACUGGAGGAGCGCCAGAGAGAACCAAAGAAACCGAGAAACGUGACCGAACGCCCGUUCCUCAGGCCGUCUAUCCAGGAACCGCAGCCUCGCGCUUCUCUUUUCCUGCUUUCUCUAUCCUCGUCUCUCGUCUCUCUCCGCUUCCUUUCUUUCUUUCUGCUCUCUCUCUCUCUCUCUCUCUCUCUUUGCCCCCCGUCUCCCUCGUCUCUCCUCUCUUUUCAUUCGUCCCGCUUCUUUGGCUUCUUUGCUCCAGCGCCUUUCUUCUUCUUCUUCUUCUUUUUUCUUUUUUCUUUUUUCUUUUUUCCGUGCUGGAACUAGAUUUAGUCACCGGAUGCCUAGGCGUCAUCCUCAUUCUCUCUUUCCUUCCGUUACCCUGGUGGUUGCUCCUCUCCGUCGACGCUUCUUCCCCGCUUCCAUGAUUCCAUGACCACCUUUCGAUCUCCU